GGCUGCUCUAUCUCUACCUAUCUACCCAGGUACAGUCUAACCGCGUACACUUGCAGACUACAAAACUGUACAAGGUACGGGUUAUUAGAGAUUGUCGAGCUUCUUGCGGCCCCACCCAAUCCCGGCCCAAUCGAGAGGCGCCAAAUCUAUGAGACAGAGAGCUUCGGGCGCCGUUACACCACCAGCAGAGCUCCAUCCAUAGAUCGCCCCGCCGUGCCAUCUACGGCCCUCUUUCACCACGCCAGCUCCAUCCUCUUCCUCCUCGUCCUCCUCCUCGUCCUCCUUGGCCCAUUGUCUCCUCAACACAACUCGCCUCCGACGCCUUGUACCCCUUCGAGAGACGCCGCAAACCACGUCGACCCGCUCCAUCCGAGCGCGCCUGGAUGGAGCUUGCCCGGCUACUGGCCUCGUCGCGACUGCCGUGAAGACGCCACCGUCUUCCAGCAAGCGAUAGAUAGCCAGUAUGCCUGAGCAAGACGACUCCCGCUCCAACAUCGUUACCAUCCCUCGUCAGGUCUCGCCCGCUGUCUUGCGCUCCGAGCAGACGAAGCGGUGGGCCAAGAAGUACCGCACUGAACUUGCCGCGAGCACCUCGAGCUUGUUAUCCACCUUCUUCGCGUAUCCUCUGGACUCGGUCAAGACACGCCUACAGGCCUACAAGUUCAACUCGUUUGCUGACUGCGUGCGUCACACUUACAAGACGGAGGGCUUCCAUGGCUUCUGGCGUGGCGUCUGGUCCCCGCUAGCGAGCAUCACGCUCGUUCGAACCGUCUCCUUCUCCAUAUACCAAAAGUCCAAAUAUACCCUAGAUGGAUGGAUCUACCAGGCUACCGGAAGCUCGCCCCUGGCUAUUGCAAACACGAAGCAUGCCACGCCCAAUCUUGCCACCGUCACUUGUUUUGGGUUGGCUGGUGCUACGUCGGGAGCGGUGAUAACGGCUAUCGCAUGUCCCUUUGAACUCACCAAACUGAGCGCUCAGAUCUCCGUCCUGAUGGCAGAUCGCACCGAUGGCGGCGGUUCAUGCGAUGCGUUGCGGAAAAGCUACCAGAACCUUGGGACACUGCGGACUGCCCAGAAUCUCGUCAAGCAUCGGGGCUGGUUAGGUCUCUACUCCGGUUUCCAUCUGCACUUGAUGCGGGAUACGAUCGGCACCGGUAUCUAUUUUGUCACUUACGAGAGUGCAAAGCAGCUCCUAGCGAAUGCCCGCGGAAGCUCUCCUACAACUCCUGGCGCAGUAGUCACGGCAGGCGGUUUGUGUGGCCUAGUAAGCUGGGCAUGUAUAUUCCCCAUUGAUACAGCCAAGAGCAUAUACCAACGCAACUGUCUCAUCAGCGGACGAGAAAAGGCGACCAGGCCCCCGAUCCAUUUCUUCAGCUCGCGCAUGUACCGCGGCUUGGCAGUCUCCAUGGCCCGCUCCUGCGUUGUGAAUGCCAUCUUCUUCUCGGCAUUCGAGUUCACCAAGAAGCGCAUCAAUGGAAUGACCUACGACAACGGACUCCUCCGUGAGCAUGGACUCUAACUCUGGCUCCCCUCGAGGCUUGUUCCAUCAUUGUUUUAAUAUCAUGGGAGUUAACAUGCAGUCUACCUCGACUGCAGCGUGGGGUCCGAAGCCGGAGCUUUGCGUUCAAUUGUUGUCCGUCCAGUUCCAAGCGAUUAUUUGCUCUUCUUUAUCCCCGGCAUAGCAUUGUAAGGAAUAGGGUUUAACGGCGGUCUAGAUUGUUUGUGCAUGUGUAGGGUGGGAAUUCAGAUAUCGUACUAUUGACAGAAUUUAGGGCAAU
This is a messenger RNA of Westerdykella ornata, 1778 nucleotides long. Its product is annotated as mitochondrial carrier. Gene Ontology annotation, biological process: transport. The transcript has 8 exons. The record is from RefSeq and is a predicted model, not a curated record. The coding region runs from base 464 to 1519 and encodes 351 amino acids. Gene Ontology annotation, molecular function: transmembrane transporter activity. NCBI's taxonomy places the organism in Eukaryota, Fungi, Ascomycota, Dothideomycetes, Pleosporales, Sporormiaceae.